This is a messenger RNA of Panicum virgatum (switchgrass), 903 nucleotides long. RefSeq names its product 60S acidic ribosomal protein P2B. Gene Ontology annotation, biological process: cytoplasmic translational elongation. Bases 253 to 591 code for a protein of 112 amino acids. The transcript is spliced from 4 exons. Gene Ontology annotation, cellular component: cytosolic large ribosomal subunit; ribosome. Gene Ontology annotation, molecular function: structural constituent of ribosome. The record is from RefSeq and is a predicted model, not a curated record. Lineage: Eukaryota; Viridiplantae; Streptophyta; Magnoliopsida; Poales; Poaceae.
UCAGGUGGCUGGCUCCGAGGCUCGCUCGAGCAGUCGAGCUUCGGCUCGUUGACAGCCCUCCCGCUCAGGGCUCAGCCGCUCAGGGCCUCACGUUUAUCUCCUCCCUCUGUUUCUUGAACCAUUCACUUCUCUCGGACUCUCUCCUCCCUUGCUCUCCCUUCCCUGGUGGCGGCGGCGACCGAGCGGCGGCGUCAUUUGUCCUGUCUUCGCCUAACCCUUUGCUGGCGACGAGCGCAUCCUUCAGUUUUAACAAUGAAGAUGAUCGCUGCCUACCUGCUCGCGGUUCUGGGUGGAAACACUUCCCCAACUGCUGAUGACGUUAAGAACAUUCUGGAAUCAGUUGGGGCUGAAGCUGAUGAAGAGAAACUGGACUUCCUGCUCACAGAACUCAAAGACAAGGACAUAACAGAAGUGAUUGCAGCUGGAAGGGAAAAGUUCGCCUCCGUCCCUUCAGGUGGUGGUGCAAUUGCUGUGGGAGCUCCGGCUGCUGCAGCUGGUGGUGCUGCACCUGCUGAAGAGGCAAAGAAGGAAGAGAAGGUUGAAGAGAAGGAGGAAUCAGAUGAUGAUAUGGGUUUCAGCUUGUUCGAUUAAGCACUGCUGCCCCGCAUAUAGUUUCUUCUCACGUGUGGUCUGAUACACCGGUCGGUAUCCGCAAAAUAACCAUGCCGAGAACUAGUAUCAGUGUGCUAUUUUGCUUGUGAUGAUGGACAUUUCUAGUACUCUUUUUUGAACGCGAACAUUUCUAGUACUGUGGUAUCAUGAUAUGGAGUAUUGAGAACUACUCUGUGCUAUUUCGUGUGUGAUGAUGUACGUGUCUAGUACCGUUGGUAUGGUAGCAUGUCCUCUUCAGGAAACUAAAGAAGUUGAAUGUUAGUCUGCAUAUGUGAAAUUUCGGAAUGUUAA